Messenger RNA from Blumeria graminis f. sp. triticale, 387 nucleotides. The record is from the annotation of a GenBank genome assembly. NCBI's taxonomy places the organism in Eukaryota, Fungi, Ascomycota, Leotiomycetes, Helotiales, Erysiphaceae.
AUGCAAUCCAAUCGCUUGCUCAGCUGCCUGGGAAUUUGGAUAAUAUCUAUCAUAGGUGUGGUGCAAUGUGUUUCAAAAUAUAAUUGUGGCAACAAUGAGGUUUUAUCAAAUAAUGAAGUUCAAUAUGUCUACAACCAGGCUCUCCCAAUCAUAAACCAAAAAAGUAUGCAAGGCAUACCCCUAUCUGAUAUCAAAUACACAGGAAACCUAUGCGGCUUACCAGAACCAAUCUAUCAUUGGUUUGUUAAAUUCUCGAGAGACAACUAUUCGCAGGUGGUGAUGAGUCACUUUUUACUGAUCUCGGCCGAUGGCGAAUUGCAGGGGGUCAUAAGCACAGGUUGGAAGAUGGAACUUGGCCAAGAAGACACCUGGUGUGGCGAGGCAUAA